CCAGACGGAACGGGUGGUUGCUGGCUUAGCAGAGCAGGCAGGAUGGCCGGGCCGCGGCACGGUUUGUGCCGAUGUUUGCUGCUGGGCGUCGUGCUAGUAAUGCUCCCAGGUUACAGCUGGGUGCCAGGGAUCAGGACAAGAUCUAGCCCUCGCAAGCUUGUCGCAAGACUAGCAUACAAACCCAUUUUGCGGCGAGACCCCACUGUCAAUCAGAACAUGCAAAAAUGGAUGGGUCAGCAGCUCCGCUUGGUGAAACGCCAGGAGGCAGGUGGCUUCUCCAACCCCACAGAGAGGAAACAGUUGUAUUUGAAGAAACUUGGCUUGGAAAACAAGGCAGAUGAGAUUGAGCAGAAGAAGCAGCGCCCGCCGUGGCACCUGCCACACAUUGUGGCAGGCGACAAGUUUAUCGGCAACAUUCAGCACCCAGGCCUUUUCCGAGGCGAACAGCUGGACUUAAAGUUCACAGCUACAUCCGACAGUGAGGCGCAGAUUUUUUCCAAGCGUGGCGACAUCGACGACAUAGUCACAUUCAACCAAGACUACCCGAUCGCAUAUGAAUCAGGUGAGCAAAAGGAUCAAGAUAUGACGGCUUAUGCAUUCCACAAGUUCAACGAGCAGUGGCGCGAUUUUAAGCAGCCAAUGCCGAAAGAGGAGGAUUGUCAACACAUGUCUCUGCCCAUGUUGCAGCAGUUCUUCAAGCAGGUGGCCACUGUCGAAGGAUUUCCAUCCGAGGGCGAGUUUGCAGAGAAUUGCGCAGAUGCAAGCAAAGGCAUGACACGGGAGGAAUUCCUGAAGUAUCUGCGUGCAGAGUCACCCGACUACCUAGAGAAAGGCUUCAAAGGCAUUUUCACUGGACGGCGCAUCCAGUUCACCGAUGGCAAGUUGGCAUUUGAUGGUGAUUUUCAAACCAUCGGAGACAACUUGAUCUAUGGCUUUGUCACGCUAGGCGGCGAGCCUGGUGGAACGUUUUCAUUGGAGCUGGUGAAGAAGAAAAAGGAGGACUGA
This is a messenger RNA of Symbiodinium necroappetens, 1005 nucleotides long. The record is from the annotation of a GenBank genome assembly. Lineage: Eukaryota; Dinophyceae; Suessiales; Symbiodiniaceae.